This is a messenger RNA of Chroicocephalus ridibundus (black-headed gull), 3346 nucleotides long. RefSeq names its product synaptogyrin 3 (gene SYNGR3). Lineage: Eukaryota; Metazoa; Chordata; Aves; Charadriiformes; Laridae. Gene Ontology annotation, cellular component: synaptic vesicle membrane; neuromuscular junction. The transcript is spliced from 4 exons. The coding region runs from base 76 to 768 and encodes 230 amino acids. The record is from RefSeq and is a predicted model, not a curated record.
GGCGGGCAGGCGCGCGGCCGGCGCGGGGCGCGCGCGGCGGGGCUGGUGUGGGAGCGGAGCGGGCGGCGGGGGAAGAUGGAAGGAGCCUCCUUCGGAGCGGGCCGGGCGGGGGGGGCCAUCGACCCCGUGGAUUUCCUGAAGCAGCCGCAGACCAUCCUCCGGCUGGCGACCUGGAUCUUCUCCAUCGUGGUGUUUGGCUCCAUUGUGAACGAGUGCUACGUGAACAAGGACAGCCAGGACCCCGAGCUGCUCUGCAUCUUCAAUGAGAAUGAGAGUGCCUGCAGCUACGGCAUCGCCGUUGGCCUCAUUGCCUUCUUUGGCUGUAUCUUCUUCUUUGUCGUGGACCUCUACUUCCAGCAGAUCAGCAGCGUGAAGGACCGCAAACGAGCCGUCCUGCUGGACCUUGGCUUUUCAGGUUUCUUGUCCUUCCUGUGGUUUGUAGCCUUCUGCUUCCUAGCAAACCAGUGGCAACAGACGACGAUGAGCACAGGGGUUUUGCAAGGAGCAGACGCCGCCCGGGCAGCGAUCACCUUCUCCUUCUUCUCCAUCAUCGUCUGGGUCGCGCUGGCGGUGAAGGCGCUGCAGAGAUACCGCCUGGGGACGGACAUGUCACUCUUUGCCACCGAUCAGUUCGCUGCCGACCCCAACGCGGCGUACCCCGGCUACCCCACCGGCAGCGGCAUCGAGAGCACAGAGACCUACCAGAGUCCCCCCUUCACCGAGACCUUAGACGCCAACCCGAAAGGGUACCAAGUGCCAGCGUACUGAGGGGCGAGGGCCGUGUACCAAGAGACGGAGUCCUACGGUGCAGUACACUUAACCGGUUGAUCGCAAAUGUAUUCAGUCCCAUUUCCUUAAUGUGGCAAGUCAGUGCUGGGUUCCUUACUAUUAGCUAGUUGUGCAGUGAAUUCUGUACAGUGGUAUUGGUUCUUGUCUUACCUGUCCAAGGGUUUUUAUAAAAGCAGUGUUCCCUCUAAGUUGGAAGGAAGGAAGGAAGGUUGCUACCACAUCACCUGCGCGUGGCGAAAGACGAAUAAAUGCCCUCUCUGAGGCUUGACACCGGGCAAUCGGUGGUUGGGUUCUGCUGAGCGCCCGCGAAAGCCCAGAAAAUAACCUUUUCCUGUUAGAAAACACAGUAGCUGAGGGGUUGUUACUUAUCUCGUUCUUCCAGAGCUAACACAGAAUCGGUCUCGCGGUGGCGAGGGUGGGUGGGCGGCGCGGGGGAGUUCAGCCCCGUGCCGCUCCCGCUGCAGAGCUUUCCUGUACACGUUCCACGGAGAGUGCCAAAUUCACAAAGAAAUAAGUGGCAUCUGUGUUACUUUUAUUUGUAUAUAUUUACUGUACAAAAGAAAAAAAAAAAAAUCCAAACAGGUGUUUCAAACUUAGCUUAGGAUGCAAGCGGCAUGGGGGGGGCGGCACAGCGGGCUGGGGGUUAUGUUAAAUAUCCGAAUUGCUUCUGGGCUUCAACAGGAUUCUGGUUGAGGAUGUAAAAAAGUUACCGUUUGAGACUGGAAACCAGUUCAGCAGCAGUUGGCUGCUAAUGAGGAAUAGCCUUUUAUCAGGGGAAAGUACGGCGCGUUGCAGUUCCACUUCUUCACCGGGGCGGGGGGUGGGGGGGGGGUGGGGUUGGGAAAGUUUGCAAAUUUACAAGUAGUUUCUGGUUGGCAAUGCUGAGCACUUACUCACGCUCAAACUCCGAGCUGCCAACACAAAAAGGGUGGGUGUCUCAGCGGCUCAAAGUCCAAGUCAAUUAGGAGUGGCACCGAACUCGUGUGUUUAUACUGGGAGCAGCCGCCAUCUGUCGCCGGCUGCAGCAGAACCUCAGGUGCGGAUGUACGUUUUACCCCGCGGUCUCUAGAAAUGAGGAAUUCAGCGACUUUUUAGCGGCCGUUGAAGUCCAUCAUGUGGGGGCUCACAGCCCCGUGUUUGCAAAUAGAAGGAGAAGAGAGUGAAUGAGAAACGCCCGGGAAAGAGGCUGCGUUUCGGUUUUCGGCGGCAAAAUUCCUGCCUUCUCAAAAACAACUCGACGGGCAAAAUCCGGUAGGUCCUUGUCAGCGGCCUGCCUGCUUUCCCCGCCCGUCUGCCUGCGCGGCGGCAGCCCUCGGAGCUGUUUGUCACUAAGGACUGAGCAAAGGAGCUGAAACUUGAAUUCCCGACCACCUCGGUGGCGGCUCCAUCCUUAGAGGCCCCCGGCUCUCCCGGCUCCCGGUGGCUGUUGAGUCGGGGUUUCGCCUUCCCGGUUUAACGCCGGCAAAGGUUGGGUGCUGCCUUCUGACCUCGUGACAAGCAAUAGUUACCGGGCUGCCCCGGCUCUCCUUGUAGCAAAACCAUCCAGCAGGUUUUUUUUUUUUGUUUGUUUUUGGUCAUCAUUAACACAGCUCAUUUCUGCUGCUAAAUUGCAAAUAAAUGCAUGAAUUCAGAAGCAGCAAAUCUCAUCACGAGCAGCGACAAAGUGCAUUACCUGACUCCCCUACGAUUCAGGCCGGGUUAAAUUGUGGAUUUGCAGCGCGGGCGAGUUUGCUGGCGCUGAGCUCCUCCCGCUCUCCUGGCAGCACCGCAGCCACUGGAGCUGGACGGGGAUUUUUUUUACGGCAGCGUUUCCCAACUCGGACACUUCUCCCGUGCCGCUGCAGCCUCCCCGUGCAGCGCGGCCGCACGCGGUGACACCGAGACCUGCCGUCCCCCCCGCGGUCCCCACCAUGGACUUGCCCAACAGCGACAGCAGAGGCGAUGUCUCGCCCUCUGGACGCCUUUGCGCCCACUUGGAGGUCCAAACGCUAUCAGGGUACGUAGCGCUCAGCUGCCUGGUCCUGCUGCCCGCAGCGGAGGCAGGAGCGUGAGCAGGAGGUGUCACUUGCUCAACUAAUGCAAGGAGCAAGGAAGAGGUGACCCAGGGGCGUCUGCCGGUGGCCUGUGCCAGCUGGGCUUGUAAACAGCGAGACAUCCUUGCAUUAAGUAGACCAGGGACACCCCAACCCCAGUCGGGUAUAAGCCUAAAUUAAUUACGUGACCCUUGCGAUUUUUCUAGAGUCUUGCUGGGAAAAAAAGGCAAAGGAUUUUAACACAGGGUACGGUAGAACUGUAGCAAUAUUUUCCUUAGAGGGAACACUGAAAUUUUAGCAGCACAAACAGUACUUGUGUUAAUAUUUUAGCAAAAUUAUAAUCAAUUUAAAUGUUUAAAUUGAUUGUAUGUGAGAUAAUGUUUGUUCGGUACAUUGUAUUUUUUCUAACUAUAUAACUGUUCCAGAGUUUCCUUGUAACCGUAAAGAACUAAAGCUCUGUCUGACUGCGGGACGUGUCCUGACCCCUGGUGUAACCAUGCUGAAUAUUACAACAUCUGAAUGUA